Penaeus monodon (black tiger shrimp) is the source of this 904-nucleotide messenger RNA. RefSeq lists its product as uncharacterized. NCBI's taxonomy places the organism in Eukaryota, Metazoa, Arthropoda, Malacostraca, Decapoda, Penaeidae. The record is from RefSeq and is a predicted model, not a curated record. The transcript is spliced from 5 exons. Bases 344 to 904 code for a protein of 186 amino acids.
AGAGAAAGAGAUGUCUGGUGAACAUCGCAUGACAGACACACCGCGUGACACCUUCAUGACUGACUGCCUGGUCGUUCCGCCAUGCAACUCGCCCAACUUCCUGGAUAGUUGUGAUUCAUGCCUGUACGGGUAAAGGCAUACAGAACUGAUGUCAGUGAAUUAACAGCACAAACGACCAACAAAGCGACAUUUGUGUACAUCUAAAUGUAAAGCGACAUAGGAUACUGAAUGAAAAGUAUACCCAUGCCAGACAUUUUUUUUAGACUGAACCAUUAGGUGUUGGCACUAGUUUAAUGUAGUUGUUCUAAACAAGUGCGGCGUGCGUAAAGCACAGCUUGCGACGAUGGCCGUGGAUGUGUCUAUUCAGCUGGACUUCAGCCCCAUUAGCAUCGACACGCAAUACUUGACGCUGAACCAUGCAAUUAACUGGCUCAUUAAUCUGGAGUGGUGGGAAUGGCUCAUUCUUCUGAAGAUUGGCUUCGUGUUCUGGGUUCUUAACGUCACUGUCAUCCUGCCCUCGCUCUACAUGCAGGUGCUGCUAUACACCGACGAAAUGACGUCACGCAAGUUGCAGCCUUCUCUCCCCAAUUUUGUCGAGAUCUCCAGGAUGCUUCGUCUCGGACACACUAAGUACUCCUUCAUGCAGCGGCUGCCUGCUGUCCUGAGAUCGGAUUUUGCUUCAUUCCGGUAUCCGGUGCCGCGAAUACCUGACAUGUUUACUUAUCUAACUCGUUUUACACAUGGUGUACGAGGAGAACCACAAACAUGGCCGGACUAUCCUAGUAUAGCUCAUAACAGAGAACUCGAGCAAGGUUUGUGCUCACGGCUGGACUUCAAUAAAGUCGGUGUAAGGGGAUUCUAUGCCCUUGAGACAUGCUUUGGAAUUGGCUGCAGAGAUCUUUAG